Molecule: messenger RNA, 2973 nt
Organism: Postia placenta MAD-698-R-SB12
Lineage: Eukaryota; Fungi; Basidiomycota; Agaricomycetes; Polyporales; Adustoporiaceae
Exons: 16
Coding region: 1-2973 (990 amino acids)
Biological process (GO): protein import into nucleus; protein export from nucleus
Cellular component (GO): nuclear envelope; cytosol
Molecular function (GO): small GTPase binding; nuclear export signal receptor activity
Source: RefSeq, a predicted model, not a curated record
AUGUCUGACCUCCCCAAUCUCCUCCUCGCUUCCCUUAACCCUACUUCACGAAAACAGGCAGAGCAAAACCUACAAACACUCAGCGUUCAACCCAGCUUUCUCUCCGUCCUUCUCCGCCUUGUCCUCGACCAGUCGCAGGACCGCGCCAUCCGGCUCGCCGCGAGCGUUUAUCUCAAAAACGUCGUCAAGACACGAUGGGAGGACGAAGAGCCUCCCGUACCAGAGGCGGACAAGACCGCUCUGCGGAGUGAGCUCAUUCCAGCCAUGAUCGCGCUCUCGAACGCGUCCAGCAAGGCCAUGCGUGCACAAAUAGCGGAGGCGAUAUCCCUGAUUGCGAGCAAGGACUUCCCGGAGCUGUGGCCGGAUCUCAUGGAUCAACUCGUGCAAUCACUCUCAGAAGAGAACUAUGACGUGAACAUAGGGGUUCUCGAGACUGCACACUCAAUAUUCCGCCCCUGGCGCUCAGAGGCACGCUCCGACCCCCUCUUCCUCACCAUCAACUACGUGCUGGAACGCUUUGCGACGCCCUUCCUUUCGCUCUUCAACCAUUCAGCGCAGCUGCUCUUCGCAGUGCCCGCGCCACCAAAUCUCUCGCUGGUUGCGCAGGCGGUGGUAUUGCUCGUAGAUAUCUACUAUGACUUGACGUGCCAGGAUCUACCACCGGCCAUGGAGGACAACCACUUGCACUUCUUUGGGCCUCCGGAUGGAUUAUUCAUCAAGACGCUGACGCUAGAGCGCCGCGAACUGCAAGGAGACCUCGACGACACAACGCCGUCGCUAUCUGCCCAGAUCAAGACGGGGAUUCUGGAAAUCUGCGAGCUCUAUAUCAAAUUGUACCCGGAAAUGAUGCUGAAUGCAGGGUCGGUGCCGGCGGUCGUGCAACAGGUGUGGCAGCUUGUCGGUACCGACCGACGUCUGAGCGUCGGCGACGACGGGCUUGUGUCACAGUCACUACGAUUCAUCUCCACCACGAUCCGGACCGGGCACUAUAAGGAGCUAUUCGGGUCCCGCGAGACGAUUUCACAGCUCGUGCAGGGCAUCGUCGUGCCGAACGUCGGCUUGCGAGAGCAUGAGAUCGAGCAGUUCGAGGACGACCCGCUCGAGUACAUCCGUCUGGACCUCUCGCUGCCGGCGCUCGGCGGCGCGGGCGUGAGCGCGGACGCGAUGACGCGGAGGCAGGCAGCAGCGGAGGUGCUGCGCGCUUUAGUGUCGUCUGGGUUUGAGGCGGACACGACCGAGGUGGCGGGCGCGUGGAUUGGGCAAGGCCUGCAACAGUACAACGCGAAACCGGAGGUUAAUUGGCGCGCGAAGGACACGGCGAUCUACAUCAUGACUGCUGUCGCGACGCGCGGAAGCACAACGCAGCAUGGCGUAACGUCGACGAACACGCUUGUGGACGUUGUGCAAUUCUUUUCGGAACAUGUCUUCCAGGACCUACAAGCUGAGGCGGGAAGUGUACACCCCAUCCUCCAAGUCGACGCAAUACGGUUCUUGUACACAUUCAGGAAUCAGCUUGUCAAGGCGCAACUGCUAUCCGUCCUCCCCCUACUCGUGCGCCAUAUCAGCUCAGAGAACUAUGUUUGCUAUACAUAUGCGGCGAUCAGCAUUGAACGGAUCCUGUUCAUCAAGCAGGGCAACCAAUUGAUGUUCACACAAGCUGACAUCCACGAGCUUGCACCUCACCUCCUGGACGCGCUAUUGACCAAGAUUGAGAGCGCCGAAACAGCAGACAAAAUUGCUGAGAACGAGUAUUUGAUGAGAUGCGCCAUGCGUGUUAUUAUCACUGCCCGAUCAACGCUCGUGCAGGGCUAUGAGCAGAUCCUGCUGCGGCUGGUCGCCAUUCUUGGCGUGAUCUCCAAGAACCCCAGUAAUCCACUUUUCGAUCAGUACAUCUUCGAGAGCAUGUCAGCUCUGAUGAGAUUUGUUGUCGGGGCAAAAUCGACAACACUGCCGACUUUCGAACAGGCACUGUUCGGCCCCUUCACUAUCAUUCUGCAGCAGGAUAUCGACCAGUACAUUCCUUAUGUCUUCCAGAUCCUCGCGCAAAUGCUCGAGUUACACACAACAGACGUACCCGCGGAGUACCGCAGUCUCCUUCCUUUCCUGCUCACGCCACCUGCGUGGCAACAAAAGGGCAGCAUUCCCGGCUUGGUCAAGUUGCUCAAGGCGUUCCUUUCGCGCGAUGCCAAGCAGAUGGUCGCGGCGAACCAGUAUCCUGCGGUGUUGGCUGUCGUGCAGCAGCGCCUCAUCCCCUCAAAGCUGAAUGACGCGUGGGGCUUUGAGCUCUUGCAAUCUGUUGUGCAGCAUAUCCCACCAUCAGAACUCAAACAGUACUUCCGCGCGCUGCUGGUCAACCUGCUCACGCGCAUGCAGACCAGCAAAACAGACAAAUACGUAUACAACUUCGUGUACUUCCUCGCGUUCACGAUGGCGCUUAACGUGGACGGUCUUGGUCCUGAUUACGUGAUCAGCUCAGUCGAGGAGAUCCAACCUCAACUAUGGUCACAAAUUGUUGGCAAUUUUGUUGCCCCACAGGCACCGCGUAUGCCUCCAAAGGAUCGCAAGGUCGUGGUCGUGGGUCUAACGCGGCUACUCACACAAAGCGUCCUGAUGUUGCAAGAGCCCUCGGUGAACGCAUGGCCUGCGGUAUUCACUGCGCUCGCUACGCUCUUCCAAGAGCCCCAAUACCUCACUAAGAAAGACGAGGUAGACGACCCCGAUGCUGGUCUGACGGCCAUCGACUUCGAAGAACAAACGGCGGGAUACCAGGCAGCGUACUCACGAUUGGCGGCAUCAGAAAGUGUCACCGUUGAUCCCGUAGCAUAUGUACGCGACCCUCGGGAAUUCCUGGGCCAGGAAAUGGUCAAACUCUCCCGGCAGGAUCCUCGGAUCAAGACAUUGGUCGCCGCCGCAGAUGCUACUGUCGCAAGGCCCUUCCUGGCGUCCUUGGCUGGUAGUGGAUAUGUCAUCUAG